AUGUUUUUUUUUUUUUUAUCCAAUUCUCCCUUCUUUUUCUUCUAUCAUUCAUUUGUUCCUUCAUUUUCAUUCUUUACCCCUUCCUUUUUUAUUUCUUUGCUCCUUCAUUCCUUUCUGUUUUUUUUUUCUUUCUUUCUUUUUAACUCCUUUCUUUCUUUGUCAUUCCUUAUUCGGUCUUCCUUUUUUCAUUCACACUUUUUACUACUUCCUUCCUUCCUGAUCUUCUUAGGCUCUGCUUCAUUCUAUUUUUCAAUUAUUUUCCUUGUUUUUAACUUUUUCUCUAAUUCUUUCAUUUCUUCUUCACAUUCUUCUUUCUUUUCCUUGCAAACAUCAUUUCUUUCACCAUUUAUUUAUUUAUUUUUUUUUUUUUUUUUUUACAUCAUUUUCAUUCACAAAUCUUUUACUUUCCUUCCUUUUUACCUUUUCAUUCACGCAUUCAAAUUUUUCUAUGCACUCCUCCAUAACUUCCCCUUCCUUACCAAACUCUUCAUUCUUAAUUUUAUCAAUCGAUUUUUCUCCCUAUUCACCUCCUCCUCUCCAAACACACCUCUUUUCCAUAUCUUUCUUUCUUCCUUGUCUCAUGACAAUCAAUUUUUUCCACCUUUUUCUCUUUUAUUAUCCUUAUAG
Messenger RNA from Acanthosepion pharaonis, 627 nucleotides. The record is from the annotation of a GenBank genome assembly. Lineage: Eukaryota; Metazoa; Mollusca; Cephalopoda; Sepiida; Sepiidae.